Messenger RNA from Phlebotomus papatasi, 1421 nucleotides. Its product is annotated as NADH-cytochrome b5 reductase 3. Bases 274 to 1227 code for a protein of 317 amino acids. The record is from RefSeq and is a predicted model, not a curated record. Gene Ontology annotation, molecular function: FAD binding; oxidoreductase activity. The transcript is spliced from 3 exons. Gene Ontology annotation, cellular component: mitochondrion. Lineage: Eukaryota; Metazoa; Arthropoda; Insecta; Diptera; Psychodidae.
AUAGCACCGUUGUCAGACAAAAAGCGCGCGAAAAGCAUUUUCAUACAUUUUUAUUGGAUUUUGAGGGAAAAUCAGCAGAAAAUCUACAUAAUCGCCUUCAGUCCAGUACAGAAGUCCCAGGCAAAGCCCCACUGUGCAUUAAUCCAGCGACUUUGUCCUAUCUAAUCGCAUUUUAACUGCAAAAUAUAACCAAUCUCACGCAUACUGUUGCACAAUUUGCCAAGUUUAAAGGUCAAGGAAGUACAGUAAAAAAAAGGCAACAGAGAUUACACAAUGAGAGAUGAUAGUGCUCUGCGCGUAUGCCUUCCAAUAGCCGUGGGGAUCACAGCAGUUAUUGCUGGAAUAGUUUUGUACAAAUUCUGGUACAAGAGCGCGAGCAAGGGCAGUUCCAAGGGUAAGGGAGGGAAGCCAGCGAAGUUAAAGACUCUCCUAGAUCCCAAUGAGAAGUACCUGCUGCCACUGAUUGAGAAGGAGGAGAUCAGUCAUGACACAAGGCGCUUCCGGUUUGGCUUACCAUCGAAACUACACGUCCUGGGCCUUCCCAUUGGCCAGCACAUCAAUCUCUCAGCGACAAUCAAUGAUGAACUGGUCAUUAGGGCCUACACUCCAGUCUCCAGUGAUGAAGAUUGUGGAUUUGUGGACCUUGUAAUUAAGGUGUACAAGAAAAAUACCCAUCCCAAGUUCCCCAAUGGCGGAAAGAUGUCCCAACAUCUCGAUGCCAUGAAAAUCGGCGAUACAAUUGCCUUCCGUGGCCCAUCCGGGAAGCUUCAGUAUUUGGGAAAUGGUGCUUUCAGUAUUAAAAAGAUCCGAAAGGAUCCCCCAGUCAAUGUGCAAGUGACCAAAUUGAAUAUGAUUGCCGGAGGAACAGGUAUUACUCCCAUGCUCCAACUCGUUCGGCAUAUUCUAAAAUCCUCCACUGACAAGACCGAGAUUGCUCUCCUAUUCGCCAAUCAGACUGAGAAUGACAUCCUCCUGCGGGAUGAACUGGAGCAUUUUGCAGCUCAGCAUCCGGAUCAGUUCAAAAUUUGGUACACCCUGGACUCUACACCAACUGAUUGGAAGUACAGCAAGGGCUUUAUUAAUGACGAAAUGAUCAGAGAUCAUCUCCUGCCUCCAUCAGAUUCAACCAUCGUUCUCAUGUGUGGACCUCCUCCCAUGAUUACCUACGCCUGCAUCCCCAACUUGGACAAACUGGGAUUCAAUCCCGAACUUCGCUUCGCCUAUUAAAACUUCCAUCCUUUUCAUUCAAUCACCUUUUUCAGGCACUAAUUCAGUGAUUCUUUUUAUUGGUAAUUUUUUUAAAAAAAAAGUUAUUACUACACUAAAAAAAUGGACGGAAUUAGUCGGACGUUUAGAACUUUAGACCUUUCCUUGAGAUGUGUAAACCUAAUUGAAGCUCAAUAAAUGCCACAGAAUGAAAA